GACACGAUGAGGUCAUGUUAAAUAACUGCCCGAACAGGAAACAAACAAAAAAAAAUGUAUCGUUUGACCCAUGCACAGUUUCGGCAUUAUACAAUCUUUUUAUACCGUUGGUUGGCUUUUGUUACCGCAGCCAAUCAUUGGUCAGAACGUGAUGACGUCGCGCUGUUUGCAUUAUUUUUGUAUAAGUACUGGCUAUUCAGGCUGGGAGCGUCAAACAAAUAAACCCUACCAGCUCAGUAACCACAGUUCAGUUUAAGGGGAAAAGCUCCUCUUACCCUGUUAAAUUAUUGUCUACGGGAUUGUUAAAAUCUAAGAGACUAUGACGACCAUUUCUCUGCCAUUGAUUGGGUUCACAGCCCUUCCCCACGUGGGAGGGAUCCUUGGUGGCUUAAUCAGACGCAAGGAAGUCUAUACCUGGUACGCAAGCCUGAAGAAGCCCUCAUGGUGCCCACCAAAUGCAGCGUUCCCCGUGGUGUGGACUAGUCUGUACACAGGGAUGGGGUAUGGCUCCUACCUGAUCUGGAAAGACCUUGGGGGUUUUACUGAGGAUGCAGUGGUUCCCAUGGGACUUUACGGGCUACAGUUGGCUCUAAACUGGGCAUCGGUUCCUCUUUUCUUCGGUGCACACAGUCAAAAAUGGGGUCUGAUUGAGAUUGUGCUUCUUGAUGGGGCAAUUGGAGCCACCAUGUUGUCUUGGUAUCCCAUUAACCGCACUGCCUCUCUGCUCCUAGCGCCAUAUCUGGCUUGGAUGUGUUACACCACCGCCAUCCGUUACUGCAUAUGGAGAGACAACCCUGACGAAAAAAAAGAGUAGGGGUUACUUCCAUAGGACCAAUCUGCAUCAAAACAAAGAAAACAGACAACAUGCCAGUUUUUGCAAGUCCAUUCACAGUCCCAUCAGAUGACAAACUCACUUUCACACGCAAAAGGGCCAUUUUAUAACCUGGCAAGCCAGAUUGUUUAUGUGUAGCACUCUCCAUUCUGCACAUUAUCAAUCUGGGGCGGCUCCUAUCGAAUCCGUUCGGGGGAAAGGAGGGACAUUCAGAAGAACUUUCCAAGCAGAUUGGGCAAAGUGACACCUAGUGUCCGCCCACCAAAGGUUGGUUUUAGCCAAUCAUGGUAUUAAGUAAAAAUGUUGUAAGCAGCAAGCUCCAUGAGAAACCACAACAAGUUAUGCUGGUAAAGGUGUGCUUAUUUGAAAAGUGAACGUCAUGGCAAUGGUGGAUUCUGACAAAACAGAUGAUUUAUUAUGUUUAUCCCAUGUUUAUUUUGGUUCAGUUGUGGGCUCUGCAACUCUUACUUUCAUCACAGCUGUAUGUCCCACCUUAAACCAUCACACUGCAACGUGAUUGACCCGACCCGUUUUGGGUUGGUCUCGAACGGUUGAGGCGGGAGCGGGACAAGACGGAUUCUCGUGUGUUUGUGAAUGCACAAAUUCAUCUUGCUGGCAAGGUUAGCAAUUUUAGUCACUUCAAAAAUCUAACAUGCAUAUUUCUGAGCGGUGGGAGGACCCGGUGAAAACCAAGACACAAUUAGACCAACUUUUCCUUAUUUUGAGUCAUUUUUAAGUUAAUUAGAAAAGAAAACAAGAACAUCCAAGAAUACGGAGCCAUGAGAAAAGUUGUAUUGAACGAGCUCAAUGGUAACUGGUUUGAAAUGCAGGUCUUUCUGUGCAAUUAGCAUGUGUGUUUAUUUCUCCAAGUUCUCAGAUUGUGUCUCCCAGUAAAACACAUGAAUGUAAGACUCCACCAGUCAUUGUGCAUGUUUAUUUUUGUACAAAUCUUCUCAAGAUAAUAAAAAAUGAACUGUGGUAAACUAAAACAUGUUUUCAGUGAAGGUUAUUCU
This is a messenger RNA of Fundulus heteroclitus (mummichog), 1845 nucleotides long. It is a transcript of the gene tspo, whose product is annotated as translocator protein. Bases 320 to 814 code for a protein of 164 amino acids. NCBI's taxonomy places the organism in Eukaryota, Metazoa, Chordata, Actinopteri, Cyprinodontiformes, Fundulidae. The transcript has 4 exons. Gene Ontology annotation, cellular component: mitochondrial outer membrane. The record is from RefSeq and is a predicted model, not a curated record.